Messenger RNA from Musa acuminata subsp. malaccensis (wild Malaysian banana), 1578 nucleotides. Lineage: Eukaryota; Viridiplantae; Streptophyta; Magnoliopsida; Zingiberales; Musaceae. The record is from RefSeq and is a predicted model, not a curated record.
UCGUCUCGAAAACAUCUCCCCCUCGCCUUCGACGCCGCAACCGUCUCCGAAGCCCUGCCGUGGAUGGAGACGGCGAGGUAGCCGCUUGGGGCAGUUCGGCGUCUUACUCCCUCAUAGUCGAGGAGGGCGGAGAUCGCGCUUUAGGGUGAGGCCUUUUGUGUGUCUUUUCUGAAAAUGGCGCUUAAAUUCGAGGUGCUAGGAAAAUUCAACAGAGCCCGUGCAGCACGAUUAGCACUUCCUCACUUUGUUUGCCAAACACCACUUUUUAUGCCUGUUGGAACUCAAGGUACAAUAAAAGGUCUGACUAAUAAUCAGUUGGAGGAGAUUGGCUGCCAAAUAAUACUUGGUAAUACCUAUCAUCUUGCUCUUCGACCUGGUGCUGAGUUGAUUGAUGACUUGGGUGGUCUUCAUAAAUUCAUGAACUGGAAGAGAGCCCUGCUUACCGACUCAGGCGGCUUUCAAAUGGUUUCUUUAUUGCAUUUGGCUGACAUUACUGAGCAGGGUGUGACAUUUCAGUCUCCUGUUGAUGCAAAGCCCAUGCUUCUGACACCUGAAGAAUCAAUACAAAUACAAAAUAAGAUUGGAGCUGAUAUCAUCAUGGCGCUUGAUGAUGUUGUGAAGACAACCAUUACUGGUCCACGCAUUGAAGAAGCUAUGUAUCGUACUCUUCGUUGGAUCGAUAGAUGUAUAGUUGCUCACAAGAGACCGGAUGAGCAAAACUUAUUUGGAAUUGUUCAAGGAGGACUAGAUCCAGUUCUGAGAGAUAUAUGUGUCAGAGGUUUGGUGGAUCGCAAUUUACCAGGCUAUGCUAUUGGUGGUCUUUCAGGCGGUGAAGAUAAAGACUCCUUUUGGCGUGUUGUUGCACAGUGUACUGCUGCAUUACCAGAAGAUAAACCCCGAUAUGUGAUGGGUGUUGGAUAUCCACUUGAUCUUGUAGUUUGCAGUGCGUUAGGUGCAGACAUGUAUGAUUGUGUAUAUCCUACACGAACUGCUCGUUUUGGCACAGCUCUUAUUCCUGAGGGUCUCUUGAAGUUGAAAAAUCAGGCCAUGGCCAAUGAUGAACGUCCUAUUGAUCCGACAUGUUUGUGUAUGGUUUGUAGAAAUUAUACACGAGCCUACUUACACUGCAUUGUGACGAAAGAUCCAAUGGGUUCCCAGCUAGUGUCUUAUCAUAAUUUGUCAUAUAUGAUGAGGCUAAGCAAGGACCUUCACACAUCAAUAGUUGAGGGGCGAUUUCCAGAGUUUGUACAGGGUUUUUUACGUGUGCAGUUCCCUAAGGGUGAUAUCCCAGAGUGGGUUUGCAAUGCGAUGGAGGUUGCUGGUAUUGACGUGUCGACCUGCUGUGCUCCGUAAUAACAGAGGAUUAGCUAAAAGGAUUAUGAUAGAUGAGAGGCUUAACAAAAACAAAUUAGCCUCGUAUACAUGAAUUGUCACACCAAGAUUAUUUAGGUUGCAGCAUAACAAGUAUGCUGCUCAGAGUAUAAAAUUAGCAUACGUGAAGUUUUGUACCAUUGGUUAUCCUGUUGUUCCAGAGUUGCUUGCACACCCUCUUUUGAAUCAUAUGAAUCCAAUUCAAUA